UGUCUUGUUGGGGCUCCGUCAGCCAAACAUGACCCAAAAAGUGUGUGUGUGUGUGUGUGUGUGUGUGUGUGUGUGUGUGUGUGUGUGUGUGUGUGUGUGUGUGUGUGUGUGUGUGUGUGUGUGUGUGUGUGUGUGUGCGUGUGUUGGAGUUGACCAUCAAGCGUAAUGCUGCACUCUAUAAGAGCCUGCUUGCUAAGCAUCAAAUAUUUAUAGGACAUUAGCCGCCAUCCUAUAGCAAAGAGAACAUUCUGGCGGACUUUGGAGUGCAUUACCCAAUUCCAGCCCAGGUUUUUGCCUUGUUCCAGAUUUAUUGUCUUUUAUCCGCCAUGUUUCUUGAGGAACACUCAAGUGGUGGUGCCAUGAGAUCGUAAAGCAGAACAAACACUAUUUACAGACGUGGCCUGGGGAUGUGUGACACUGUGUGAAAGGGAAGUGGAGAGACUAAGUGUUGAUUCGAGCGGCCAGACACUUGAAUGGCUGCUCUUCUUCCCACGACUGCUUUAUGGAGCAGAAACUGCUGUUGUUCCCCCCCCCUGAUUGAUGGCUGCGGCUCCGGGGCUGUUGGUAGUGUUUUGUUUGAGUAUUUACUGGAACGUUGGGAGGAUAAAAGUCCCACAGCAGCCAGUGACUGGCAGAGGAGCGAAGGAGAAGGAGAAGGAGAAGGAGAAGGAAAAGAAGGAGAAGGACAAAGAGAGAGAGAAAGAGAAAGAGAAAGAGAAAGAGACGGAGAAGGAGUAGAAGGAGAAGGAAAAGGAGGAGAAGAAAGAGAAAUAGUAGGAGAAGGAGAAGGAGAAUGAGGAGAAGAAGAAGGAGAAGGAGAAAGAGAAAGAAAGACGAGGGAGAAGGAGGAGAAGGAGAAGGAGAUGGAGAAGGAGAGGAAAGAGAAGGAGAAGGAGAAGGAGAAAGAGAAAUAGAAAGAGAAUGAGAAGGAGAUGGAGAUGGACAAGGAAAAGAAGGAGAAAUAGGAGGCAGAGGAGAAUUAAAGGGAGGAGGAGGAGAUGGCGAAGAAGGAUAAAGCGAAAGAGAAGGAGAGGGACAAGAAAAAGAAGGAUAAGGAUAAGGAGAAGGAGAAGGAGAGGGAGAAGGAAAAGAAGGAGAAGGACAAAGAGAGAGAGAAAGAGAAAGAGAUGGAGAAGGAGUAGAAGGAGAAGGAAAAGGAGGAGAAGAAAGACAAAUAGUAGGAGAAGGAGUAGGAGAAUGAGGAGAAGAAGAAGGAGAAGGAGAAAGAGAAGACGAGGGAGAAGGAGGAGAAGGAGAAGGAGAUGGAGAAGGAGAGGAAAGAGAAGGACAAGGAGAAGGAGAAGGAGAAGGAGACGGAGAAGGAGAAGGAGAAGGAGAAAGAGAAAUAGAAAGAGAAUGAGAAGGAGAUGGAGAUGGACAAGGAAAAGAAGGAGAAAUGGGAGGCAGAGGAGAAUUAAAGGGAGGAGGAGAUGGCGAAGAAGGAUAAAGCGAAAGAGAAGGAGAGGGACAAGAAAAAGAAGGAUAAGGAUAAGGAAAAGGAGAAGGAGAAGGAGAAAGAAAAUGAAGAAAAGAAGGAGAGGGAGAAGGAGAGGGACAAAGAGAAGAAGAAGGAGAAGGAGAAGGAGAAGGAGAAAGAGAAGGAGAGGGAGAAUAAGACAAAUGAGAAGGAAAAGGAGGAGAAAAAGGAGAAGGAGAGGGAGAAGGAGAUGGAGAAGGAGAAAUAGAAAGAGAUGAGAAGGAGAUGGAGAUGGACAAGGAAAAGAAGAAGAAAGAGGAGGUGGAGGAGAAUUAAAAAAAGGAGGAGGAGAAGGCUGAGAAGGAUAAAGCGAAAGAGAAGGAGAGGGACAAGAAAAAGAAGGAUACGGAUAAGGAGAAGGAGAAGGAGAAGAAGGAGAAGGAUAAGGAGAAAGAAAAUGAAGAAAAGAAGGAGAAGGAGAAGGAGAGGGACCAAGAGAAGAAGAAUGAGAAGGAGAAAGAGAAGGAGAGGGAGAAAAAGACAAAUGAGAAGGAAAAGGAGAAGGAGAGAAAUGGAGAAGGAGAGGGAGAAGGAGAUGGAGAAGGAGAAAGAGGAUGAGAAAGCAAAAGAGAAAGAGAAGGAGAGGGAGAAGAAUAAGAAGGAGAAGGAGGAGAAGCAGAAGGAGAAGGAGAUGGAGAAGGAGAAGGAGGAGAAGGAGAUGGAGAAGGAGAUGGAGGAGGAGAAGGAGGAGAAGGAGAUGGAGAAGGAGAAAGAGAAGGAAAAGGGAAAGGAAAAGGAGAAGGAGAAGGAGAAAGAGAAGAAGAUGGAGCUGGAGAAAAAGGAGAAGGAGAAGGAGGGGAAGGAAAAGGAGGAAGACGAGAACGAGAAGGAGGAGAAAAAGGAGAAGGACAAGGGAGAAAGAAAAAGAGGAGGAGAAGGAGAUGGAGAAGGAGAAGGAGAAAGAGAAAGAGAAAGAGAAAGAGAAAGAGAAAGAGAAGGAGAAGAAGGAGAAGGAGAAGAAGAAGGACAAGGAGAAGCUACAGAGGAGAUGAAUGGCAGCACUUGAGGGCAGAAAACAACAUAAGCAGCCAAAUGAGGACACAACCUCAGCUGACUGCUGCUUAGUGGCACCACCUGUACACUGUACAUGUUGACUGUUUCCUA
Messenger RNA from Nerophis ophidion (straightnose pipefish), 2581 nucleotides. Its product is annotated as RNA-binding protein 25-like. The record is from RefSeq and is a predicted model, not a curated record. NCBI's taxonomy places the organism in Eukaryota, Metazoa, Chordata, Actinopteri, Syngnathiformes, Syngnathidae.